AUGAUCCAGCAGCUUAACACCAUUCUGCCUUGCCAAGACCAGUACUUUGUAGGAGACCAGAGCUAUAAUUGUGCGUAUUCCACUACAACUUCAGAAUCUAGUGUUGACGUUUCCACGGAUACUUGGGUCUCUUUCUGGGCUGCUGGUCUCCUGGACAACAGAGAGCCCCAACAAGCACCACAGGCACAGGAAUCAUCCCAGGGCUCAAAUUUUCCUAUUCUGGACUCAUGUUCAUGGGAAGAGGCACAACUUUCCUCUCAACUGUACAGAAAUAAACAGCUCCAGGAUACUCUGGUACAGAAGGAGGAAGAACUAGCUCGGUUACAUGAAGAGAACAAUCACCUCAGGCAAUACCUGAAUUCUGCUUUGGUUAAAUGUCUUGAAGAAAAGGCUAAGAAAUUGCUGUCGUUCGAUGAGUUCUCCAAAGUAUGUGGAAAAUUCAGAAAGGGGAAGAGGAAACCCAAAGAGAAAAGAUAUCCUCCUGCUGAAAUUCCCCAUCCCAAAAAUGCCAAGAGAAAUCUCUCUAGUGAAUUUGCUAACUGUGAAGACCAAGCUGGGCCCCCGGUGGAUCCCUGGGUCCUUCAAACACUUGGUUUAAAAGACCUCAACACCAUCGAUGACACCUUGUCAGCUAACUACAGUGCCCUGUCCUCUGAGCCCAGAAGAGUCUCCAGCACAUUUUCUCACUUUCCAGAUGAUGGAGUUGAUUAUGAAAAUGUCCCCAGGGAGGAUCUGAUGAUUGACUAUGGGGGUGACAGAACAGCCUCCUUACAUGACACUGCCAUUCAUGUGGGAGAUUUUCACUCCCUCUCUCAACUUUCAAAUCCCCCAGUGGGGCUGCAAAAUCUUCCUUACUAUACUGCUAAUGUGUCACAGAACAAGACAGAGAUGGCCUUUUCCACAUCCCUGAGCCCUCACUGUAACGUGAAAACUCAUUCCUUCCACCAGGGACAAGCUUUUGUGCGUCGAGAUGAGGAGGGAGGCUGGAAGUUUACAUGGGUCCCUAAGCAGUCUUAGUGAUCCUUCCAUCACAAAGCACUGCCGAGAAUUCUGUUUACAAAGACCCGGCUUGCACUUGUUCCUGACUAUGGUGGAACACAGAAGCUAUUCCUUAGACCGUCUCCUGCCACUUUAAACAUCAUUCCAAUUGCCCACUUACAUCUGCGGGGAAUGGCUUCCAAGAAUCCAU
Messenger RNA from Nycticebus coucang (slow loris), 1189 nucleotides. It is a transcript of the gene GMNC, whose product is annotated as geminin coiled-coil domain containing. Gene Ontology annotation, biological process: negative regulation of cell cycle; negative regulation of DNA replication. Gene Ontology annotation, cellular component: nucleus. The transcript is spliced from 5 exons. The coding region runs from base 1 to 1017 and encodes 338 amino acids. NCBI's taxonomy places the organism in Eukaryota, Metazoa, Chordata, Mammalia, Primates, Lorisidae. The record is from RefSeq and is a predicted model, not a curated record.